Molecule: messenger RNA, 4705 nt
Organism: Drosophila sechellia
Lineage: Eukaryota; Metazoa; Arthropoda; Insecta; Diptera; Drosophilidae
Gene: Lk6
Product: MAPK interacting serine/threonine Lk6 kinase
Exons: 6
Coding region: 818-4243 (1141 amino acids)
Biological process (GO): protein phosphorylation
Molecular function (GO): ATP binding; protein kinase activity
Source: RefSeq, a predicted model, not a curated record
UCGUCAUUCGUCGGAAUCAUUCGAACUUUGAAAAUGGAUCGGUAGCUGGGAAGGAAACUUAAAGCGAAAUACGCAAGGAAAACGGCUUUUGUCCGCUAUUCAGCGAUUUUUUUUGUGUUGUAAUCAGCAGAGGAAAUUUUAACGACCAACUCCACCGCCACACCAGCCAUCUCCAGCAGCCCCGGAAAAUAAAAUAGAACUACCUUAACGCCACCACCACCACCACUACAACCACAUCUUAACAACAACUACAAGAGCAACAACCACAGCAACAGCACUACUGCACCAAGCCCACAAAGAAAAGGUGAAACGCAAAAAUUGGAAGACCUCAAAAAAAAGCAAAAAAUAGCGCAGAUAACCGAAAAAAGCGGUGCAAAUAGAUAAACCCCAUUUUUUGCUUGAGCAUUUUUCGCCUGUGAUGAGAGAAAUCAGCAGCAGCCAUCGAUUACAACAACAGCAGCAACACCAACGACGACUCAACCACCAAACGAAGAAUAAAUAAACAGCGAAGAGCGAUAGAUAGAGAGAGAGAGAGUGGAGCAUCUGCAACAGAAUUGAAUCAGUUUUUUCAUCAACCGCCGCAUUGUAUUAAAAACUAGAGGAGAAGAACAAAAACGAAUAACAAAAAACAUCCCAUAGGCGGCCACCAUUUUGAUUUUGAAUGAACUGAACAAGAAUAGAGGGAGAGCACGAGAGAGCGAGAAAAACUGCUGCUCAUUUGUUGCACCGUAAACCCUUCCUUCAGCUUGUAAGCACUCUGCCUGUCUCACUCUAAUCGCGUCCAGGAGCACCGUACAGUAACAACAACAGCAACACCAUGGUGGAGCCCACGUCUGGGACAGCUGCUGCUGCCAAAGCAAGCAACAACAAUAACAACAACCACCCCCGUGGAUCUGGGGACAGCGGCAUCCGGAGUGGCAGCGGCAUUUCCUGCAGCAACACGGACAACAGCUGCAGCCAGAGUCAGUCAGACGGACAGAAUGAGCUGACGCGCUACAGCAGCGAGGAUGUGUCGGGCAAUGAGUCCAGCGAGGCGCCCAACAUGACCGAGUUGGAACGCCAGGCGGAGCUUAACAGGCACAAGGAGGAGAUGCAGAAGAAGCGGCGCAAGAAACGCAUCAGCUCCUCCCUUCAUUCCUCAACCUUUCAGGAGCUGUACAAGCUGACUGGCGAGAUUCUUGGCGAGGGAGCCUACGCAUCGGUGCAAACUUGCGUUAACAUCUACACCGAUCUGGAGUAUGCCGUGAAGGUGAUCGAUAAGAUACCGGGGCAUGCGCGUGCACGUGUCUUUCGUGAAGUGGAGACAUUCCAUCACUGCCAGGGCCAUUUGGGCAUCUUGCAACUGAUCGAAUUCUUCGAGGAUGACGAGAAGUUCUACUUGGUAUUCGAGAAGAUCAACGGUGGUCCAUUGCUAACGCGCAUACAGGAGCACAUUUGCUUCUCCGAGCACGAGGCCUCGCAGAUAAUCAAGGAGAUCGCCUCCGGACUGGAUUUUCUGCACAAGAAGGGCAUUGCCCAUCGUGAUCUCAAGCCGGAGAAUAUUCUUUGUGUCAAGACGGAUUCGCUGUGCCCAAUCAAGAUUUGCGACUUUGAUUUGGGUUCGGGGAUUAAGUUCACUACGGACAUCUCGUCGCCAGCAGCCACUCCUCAGUUAUUGACACCAGUUGGCAGUGCCGAGUUUAUGGCUCCGGAAGUGGUCGAUUUGUUUGUGGGCGAGGCACACUAUUACGAUAAGAGGUGCGAUUUGUGGUCCCUGGGAGUCAUUGCUUACAUCCUGCUCUGCGGUUAUCCGCCAUUUUCGGGCAACUGUGGAGAGGAUUGCGGCUGGAAUCGCGGUGAAAACUGUCGCACGUGCCAGGAGCUGCUUUUCGAGUCCAUUCAAGAAGGACACUUUUCUUUUCCGGAGGCCGAGUGGCACGAUGUCAGCGAUGAGGCCAAGGACCUAAUUUCUAACCUGCUUGUCAAGACGGCAGCAAACCGCCUCAGUGCCGAGGCAGUGUUGAAUCACCCAUGGAUUCGUAUGUGCGAGCAGGAGCCACCGGCCAGCAAGCAUGCCAGGCGCCACAAGGCUUUGCAAACGCCCAGUAACAUCCGACGCAAUCACCAGUCGGCAAGGGAAAUCUCGCAGUUUGCCGAAUCUGCCAUGGCCGUCAAGCGUGUGGUCCUACAGCAUUUCUCGAUGCGCUACGAUUACAUGAAAGAGCGUCCCAACAUCUACCAGCCAUCGCAGGCCUACAUGGAUGCCUAUAGCGAUGAAAACUACAAUCCCAAGCCGCCGGCUCAUUACACUCGCAAUCGCUCGCAGCGCAAUCCCGCUUCCUCCUUGUGCGCCUACGGAGGGCGUAUGUCCUCGAUGCACGGCCAGCGGGUCAAUAGCCGUCAGUCUUCCCGAAAUGCAUCUCGCAAUGCAUCUGCAAUUUAUCCGAAUAGCGGGGGCUUCAAGACAUUAAACGUCCACGAGGAAGAUGACGACGAUGAAGGUGUGGAGGCUUUUGGCCGUAUCGAUGAUGAUGAUGAGUGGGCCAGGUCAACGAGGGAAUAUCAGCAGCAGUGUGAGACGCUGGGCGAGGAACGCUUUAGGCGCCAAAGCGGAAGCGAGGGCGACGAAGUGGAAGAUGAGGAGGAUGGAGAGAAUGAGGACUAUCAGCACUAUAAGCAUUACUGGCGCGAACUGGACGAGGAAGAGGGAGACGACUAUUUGUAUGAGCAGCAGCAGCGCGUCGAUGAUAUAGUCGAGGAAGAGGAGUUCGAGGACGAACCAAAGGAGGAAACUCAAGCUGACAAUCUAAAGCUAUCGAAAGCUUAUGUGGAGCAAGUUGGCGAGACCAAUGUGGAGAAAUCGAAGCCACAGGACGAUAACGGUGGAUAUAUAAGGGAGGACCUUAUUAUGGAUAAUAUGGAUAUGAAGAAAAACACUCAGCAAAGCGAAUUUGCUAAGCUCACCAUAAUGCGCAACGAUGCGCAGAAGGAGGAGAAUGAGAUAAUGCAGCAGCAGGAUGAGGAGAAGAAAGAGGAAAAACAGCAGGAUGAUGUUGAUGGGGCUAAGAAGCAAGGACCAUCAAGUGAUAUUAGUGCUACUACCAUCACCGAUAAUAACAAGCAGCAAACACCAGUUAUGACUACAACACACAUUAACAACUGGCAAACUGGCGAUGCAAUUGAAGAUGAUGAUGUUAAACUAUUGGAUAGUAUUAGUGAUUUAAAUGAAAAGCUACCUGAAAUUUAUGAGACUGCAAAUAUUGUUGUCAACUCAGCGGCAGUGCCAGCAGCAUCGACACCAGCAGCAUCAGAAACACGCCCACCAACCGAUAACACAGAGGAAGACGAUUCGAACGUGAUCAAACCGACGACUGCUGCUGAGGGGACAACAAUGCGAACGACAUUUGGCAUGGCAGCGGAAGAGGAGAAGCCUGUAGCCCCAUCCCACACCGCGGGUCACCACAGCAAGGCCGGCCGCACUGUUAACUUUGCCCCCGAUGCAUAUCAGAACGACGAGGAUGCCGAUAUCGACGAGGACGACGACUACGAUGACGAGGAGGAGGAGAAUCUGCAUGAGCACAGCAAGCAACAGCUGCCAUCCAAUGCCUACACUCGGAAGCAGCGACAGCAGCACCAGCGGUACAUUGUGCCACGCUACCAGCCUGCGGAUCAAGUUCCUCAGAGGCAGCACACCGAAAACUGGCGUUAUCGCACCCAUCACUCGCAGGAGCAGCAGCCGACAGCGGACUAUCGCAAGUAUCGUCCGCCGUUUAGCACCGGAGGCGGCGGUGGCCACCAUGGCAACCAGCAGCGCAAUUACUUGGGGAGCUUCUCGCACAGCGGCGGUGCCGCUGGAUACAAGAUAGCUCCAAUGCCGCCACCAAUGCAGCCGCCUCCGCGGCACAACAGCGCCGGAAGCAGUGGCAGUGGUAGCGGCAGCGGCGGAUCUCCGCCAUCUGACGAGCAGUCAACCAUACGCAACUGGCGUCAGGACUGUGUUUACGCCCGCAGUUGCGGGAUGAACCAGGGGCCGGAACAGCAUCGUCACAACCGUUCGUCGGGCCAGCGUGUCCAGCAGCAGCCGCGGAUUGGCAGUGGACGCUUCGCCCACCUGCAGGCGGCCCAAUUGAUGGACGAGUUGCCUGAUAUGAGGAUCGGGCUUUCGCCGCCCACUGAGAGUGUGCUGCUCCAAAGGCGCCUGCGCCAGCAGCAGCGGGCCAACGAUCUGUCUGAGUACUGCGAGCCGGCCACCGCCAGUGGUUAAGCCGAUCCACUGUGGACAGAUAACUCUGUUUUUUCACGCACAUUCUCUUAAAACCAACUUUCCAGUUCUAUUAUUCUUUUUGGUGCAACUUUUCAACAGAUAACGUUUCUUGUAAAAGUGUACGCAAACUAUUUAAAUUCAAUUAAUUCCGCCACUGCAAACAGAGUUAACAAAAAACCCAAAAAAAAAAAAAAAAAAACGAUAAUAAUAAAAUGAUGAAUACUUGUGGUAGGAGAAAGGGACUGCAGAGUGAAAAAACUGAAACCGAGGGAAAUUGAGAGAGGCAAUUGUCUACGCUGUUUUGAAGAAAGCCAAACAGUCGUUCGAGAUGAAAACAACAGAAAACAAAUACCUUUUUUUAUAAAAAAGAUUCAAAAAAUUGUAAUUUAUAUUGCAGUAUAAUUUUUUAUUAUGAAAAAUAAAAACGAAUACGAAAAGUGUUUGGUCAAGAGAUGCAUAAAA